This is a messenger RNA of Tripterygium wilfordii, 1822 nucleotides long. RefSeq names its product 8-amino-7-oxononanoate synthase. Gene Ontology annotation, molecular function: pyridoxal phosphate binding. The record is from RefSeq and is a predicted model, not a curated record. Gene Ontology annotation, biological process: biosynthetic process. The transcript is spliced from 11 exons. Bases 92 to 1552 code for a protein of 486 amino acids. Lineage: Eukaryota; Viridiplantae; Streptophyta; Magnoliopsida; Celastrales; Celastraceae.
GGCAGCAUUACUACUUUACUAGCCUACAAAACACUUCUCCCUUUCAAGUCUCAACAACACUUCUCCCUCCCAACGGCUUUGGUAUUCGCAAAUGGAGAAUACCCAAUGGGACCUGUGGGUGGAGGCGGCACUUUCGAGGCUCCAAUCUCUCAAACUCCUCCGAUCUCUUAGACCCAUUUGCCUCUCCUCUAAGCUUCGACGAGAAAAACCAACUGCCACUGUUAGUGGAAAGCAAAACGCUUCAAUCUCCAUUGAAGACUACCAGGUGUUCGACAAUAUUCGUAAAUGGGAUCGCUCAUCUGUGGAGGUUUAUAUGUCAGAGACCACGUUUCAGAAAUGGCUCCACGACGUUCCCAGUUCCGGAGAUGACACUGUAGGUAGAGAUGGAGUAGAAGAUGAUACUGUUGCGGGACAGCUGGAGCAGUCCAAGAAGCUUCUCCUAUUCUCUGGGAAUGAUUAUUUGGGCUUGAGUUCGCAUCCCACUAUUGGAAGGGCUGCCGCAAAGGCUGCCCAAGAAUAUGGAAUGGGUCCAAGGGGUUCUGCUUUAAUUUGUGGAUACACUAAUUACCAUGGCUUACUAGAGUCAAGCUUGGCGGACUUAAAGAAGAAGGAGGAUUGUCUUCUGUGUCCUACAGGGUUUGCUGCCAAUAUGGCCGUGAUGGUAGCAAUUGGAAAUGUUGCCUCGCUCAUGGCUGUAGUUGGAAAACCCUCAAAGAAUGAAAAGAUUGCCAUAUUUUCUGAUGCUCUGAAUCAUGCUUCAAUAAUUGAUGGCAUUCGUCUGGCCGAACGGCAGCAAACCGUAGUGACAUAUGUGUAUAGACAUUGUGACAUGUCUCACCUAAAUUUGUUGUUAUCAAGCUGCACACUGAAGAAGAAAGUUGUUGUGACUGAUAGUCUUUUUAGUAUGGAUGGGGACUUUGCGCCAAUGGGUGAGCUUGUGAAGCUCAGGCAGAGGCACGGCUUUUUGUUAGUCAUUGAUGAUGCUCAUGGGACAUUUGUGUGUGGAGAAAAUGGAGGUGGAGUGGCUGAAGAGUUCAACUGCGAAAAAGAUGUUGAUAUAUGCGUUGGCACUCUGAGCAAGGCUGCAGGCUGCCAUGGUGGAUUUAUAGCUUGCAGCAAAAGGUGGAAACAAUUCAUACAAUCAAGGGGUCGCUCCUUUAUAUUUUCAACUUCUGCACCAGUCCCCAUCGCUGCUGCUGCCCAUGCUGCCGUUACUGUGGCGAGAAAGGAGGCAUGGCGUAGAAGAGCAAUUUGGAACAGAGUUCAAGAAUUCCGUACUCUCACUGGAAUCUCUGUGACAAGUCAUGUAAUUUCCCUUAUUAUAGGAAAUGAAGAGAAAGCGCUGGAAGCCAGCAGGCAUCUGUUAAUAUCCGGUUUUCAUGUGACUGCAAUUAGGCCGCCAACAGUGCCUCCCAACUCGUGCAGGUUACGGGUGACACUAAGCGCAGCACAUACUGCAGAGGAUGUGAGGAAACUGACCACUGCACUCUCCCAUUGCAUCAAGUUUCAGGAUAUCAGCAUCCGCAAUUCAAAGGGGCAUGCUAAACUGUAGGUGAUAAUUCACUUUAGCAGCAUUCAUUAUUUUUUAUUACAGUAAUAAGGAGCUCUGUGGCACUGUAAUUGGGAAUACGAAGAGGAAUGACGAGCCUUUACCCAUGUGAACCAUGGAUAUUUGGAUCGUCCAACUUUCCCAAGUACCUGAAUAGUUCUACUACUGGGGAUUAGUAUUUUUGUUUCAUUGAUGGUUUUAAUGGUUUUACUACUUUGUAAGCCAUACAAAAAAAGAAAAGCACUAUUUCUACUUUAAUUUUCACAAGGAAUU